AUGUCACGGAGGCGUUACAAAGCGUGCGACGCCAAAACCGGUCCAGAGGCCGGUGGGGCCUCUGCGGCGACCUUGGCUGACGUAACGCUCCCAACCGUCUACAGAAGCGAGUGCGGUCCAGUCGAGUGCCGUGUUGGUGACAUUGCACUGUUUUCGAGAAGUGGUGGGAGACCACACCACCCGUGGGGCUACUGUGGAAUUGUUGGCCUUAAGGCGAUGGGCCCCAGUUACCUCAGUCGGCGGAUGAACCUUAAAUUAGAGCAUAGAAGUGCCGAGAAGAGGGAGCCGGUCACAGAGAGCCCAUGCCCUGGGCUGGCAACCAUGCAGCGCCAGCUCAGCAAUGUCAGCGUGCACUCGUACCAGGACUACCAGCCGACGAGACGAUUCGGGCCGCAGUAUGAGCCCGGCGGCUACGCGGCGGCAGUGCAGCAGCGUAGCAACAUGACCCAGCGCGAGGACGCGCUCAAGUUCGAGCAGGGCCGCAUCAAGGCGCUGCAGGAGGAGCGGCUGCACAUCCAGAAGAAGACCUUCACCAAAUGGGUCAACUCGUUCCUGCAGAAGGCUCGCAUGGAGGUGGAGGACCUGUUCGUGGACCUGGCGGACGGCAGGCGCCUCCUGAAGCUGCUUGAGAUCAUCAGCGGCGAGCGUCUGCCGCGCCCCAACUCUGGCAGGAUGCGGGUGCACAAGAUCGAGAACGUGAACAAGAGUCUUGGGUUCCUGCACACCAAGGUGCGGCUGGAGUCGAUCGGCGCCGAGGACAUAGUGGACGGCAACCCGCGCCUCAUCCUCGGCCUCAUCUGGACCAUCAUCCUCCGCUUCCAGAUCCAGGAAAUCGAGAUCGAUGUUGACGAGGAGAACGAGUCGUCGGAGAAGAAGAGCGCGAAGGACGCGCUGCUGCUGUGGUGCCAGCGGAAGACCAGCGGCUACCACGGCGUGCACAUACACAACUUCACCGACUCCUGGCGAUCGGGGCUCGGGUUCAACGCCCUCAUCCACGCGCACAGGCCCGACCUGUUCCGCUGGUCGGAAGUGCCGCAGGCCGACCACGUGGAGACCCUCAACCACGCGUUCGACGUCGCGCACAACCAUCUCGGCAUCCCGCGCCUGCUCGACGCCGAAGAUGUGGACACCAGCCGUCCGGACGAGAAGUCCGUGAUGACGUACGUCGCGAGCUACUACCACACCUUCGCGCGUAUGAAGAACGAACAGAAGAGCGGCAGGAGGAUUGCCAACAUCAUCGGGCAGCUGAUGGACUGCGACGGGCGCAAGGCGGAGUACGGGCGGCUGAUGAGCGCCCUACUCGAGUGGAUCCGGCUCAAGAUCCUCGAGCUGAACGGGCGCGAGCUGCCCAACUCGCUGGACGGCAUCCAGCGGCUGCUGCUCGCCUUCAAGCAGUACAGGACCGUCGAGAAGCCGCCCAAGUACAAGGAGCGCUCGGAAGUGGAGGCGCUGUUCUUCAGCAUCAACACGAUGCAGAAGAGCCUGGUGGGCGAGACCUGGGCCCCACUGGAGGGCCACCUGCCCCAAGACCUGGAGAGGGCCUGGCAGAAGUUGGAGCAGGCGGAGCACGCACGCGAGCUCGCCCUCAGGACCGAACUGCUGCGCCAGCAGAGAUUGGAGCAGCUCAACUACAAGUUCAACACCAAGUCGGUGCUGCGCAAGGGCUACCUGAAGGAGAUGAUCCAGGUGCUCUCGGACCCGCGCUACGGGUCCAACCUGGCGCAGGUGGACGCCACCGUGAAGAAGCACGAGGCCAUCUCCGCAGAUAUACUAGCCAGGACGGAGCGGUUCGAGGACCUGUCCGCGAUGGCGGCGGAGCUGGUGCGCGAGCGCUACCGCGGCGCGGAGGCGGUGUCGGCCACGGAGCGCGCCGUGCUGCAGCGCUGGCGCGAGCUGCUCGAGCUGCUGGAGCGCCACCGCGCCUCGCUGGCGCGCCUCGCCCACCUCAUGGCGCUGCUGCGCGAGGCCGACGCCGUGGCCCACACGCUCGCCGAGAUGAAGGCGCAGUUCCAGUCGGAGGAGGUGGGGCGGCACCUGGUGGACGUGGAGCGGCUGCUGCAGGCGCACGCGCUGCAGGAGCUGCAGCUGGGCGCGCUCGACGAGAGCAUCCGGCGGCUGGUGCGCCAGGGCGCCGCCGCCGAGGGCCCGCCCCAGCCCAAGCAGCAGCUCGCCGCGCAGCUGCAGCGCCUGGAGGACGCCUGCGACAGCCUAAUGGCAGCCGCCAAAGAUAGGAAGGCGAGGCUGGAGGACGCGAGGAACCUCUACCAGUUCUUGGAAGACCACGACGAGGAAGAAGGCUGGGUGACGGAGCGGCAGCGCAUCUGCCGCGCGUCGGUGGCGGCGAAGGACCUGCGCGGCGUGCUGGCGCUGCGCCACAAGCACACGGCGCUGCUGCACGAGCUGCGCGCCAGGGACCUGGUGGCGCAGCGGCACCGCGAGCGUGGCCAGGGCCUGAUCGACGCGAAGCACCCGAAGAGCGCGGAGAUCGAGCGGCGGCUGGCGGCGCUCAGCAAGCAGUGGGAGUUGCUGCGCCAGCUGGCCGACGUCAGGGACAAGCAGCUCGCCGACGCCGCGGAGGCGCACCAGUUCUACGGCGACGCGAACGAGGCGGAGUCGUGGAUGAAGGAGAAGCGCGCGCUGGUGGGCACGGAGGACUGCGGGCGCGACGCGGCCGGCGCGGGCGCGCUGCUGGCCCGCCAGCGGCUGCUGCACGGCGAGCUGCAGGCCUACGAGCCCGAGCUGGGCCAGCUGCGCGCCGCCGCCGACCGCCUGCGCCUCGCCGGCAUACACGAGCUGCAGCUGCCGACCGAAGUGGAGGCCGGCCCCGCCCUGGAGGAGGAGGAGUGGGUGAACGAGUCCAGGCUGGUGCCCACCGAGGUCUGGGAGGAGGAGCCCGUCGAGAGGCUGGAGCACCGCACCGUCACCGAGGAGAGGAGCGUUCCGCAGGUGAAGGCGCUGUACGCGUUCAGCGGGCAGGGCAUCUCGAUGGCGAAGGGCGAGGUGAUGUUCCUGAUGAACAAGACCAACCCGGACUGGUGGUCGGUGCGCAAGGCGGACCGCACCGACGGCUUCGUGCCCGCCAACUACGUGCGCGAGGUCGAGCCCAGGGUGGUGCCGGUUCAAGUGAGGCGCCCGGAGAAGGUGCGCACCGUCCAGCGCGUGAAAAAGACGGUGCUGGUGAAGCAGGUGGUGGCGGUGAAGAAGGGAGGCACGAGGGCGGCGCGACGCCCCUCCAGGGCGCCCCAGCUGCCGCUGGCCAAGGCACCUACCGUGGGCGAGAGGGUCGAACACAUCGAGCAGCAAUAUGACGAACUCCUGAAGCUGUCAGAGGCCCGUCGCGUCGCACUCGAGGACGCCAUCAAGCUGUACAGCUUCUUCGCGGAAUGCGACGACUUUGACAAGUGGAUCAGGGAGAAGGAGAAGAUGCUCAGGUCGGACGACGCCGAGGACAGCGUAGACACCGCCAAGAGGAAGUACGAGAAAUUCGUGACCGACCUGUCCGCCGCCUCCAAGCGGCUGGAGCACAUCGAAGCGGCUGCUGAGGAGCUGGUGGCCGCCAAGCACGGGCAGGCUGCCCGCGCCACCGCCAGGCGGCAGCAGCUGCGCCAGCAGUGGGGCAGGCUGCUGCGUUUGAAGCAGCAGAAGGAGACGCACCUUGAAGGCGCAUCCAGCGUGGAGCUGUUCCAGCGCACGUGCGACGAGGCGCUGGACUGGAUGUCGGAGAAGGAGCAGCAGCUGGCCGGCGUGGCGGCGCCCGCGGCCGACCUGCGCACGGUGCGCGCGCUGCAGCGCCGCCACGCGCAGCUCGAGCGCGAGCUGGAGCCGCUGCGCGAGAAGGUCAACACGGUGGGCCUGCUGGCCGACUCCGUGAAGUCGCAGUACCCCAGCGAGCGGGGCAACGUGGAGGCUCGCCAGCGGGAGAUCCAGCAGGCGUGGCUGCGCUGCCAGGCGCAGGCGGCCGAGCGCCGCAGCCGCCUCGAGAGCGCCGUCGGCCACCAGGUCUUCGGCAGCAGCAGCGCGCAGCUGCACGACUGGCUCCAGAAAGUCCGCGAGCAGCUGUCCCAGGAGGUGACCGCCAAGGAUGUGGCCACCGCCGAAGCUCUGCACAAGCAGCACCAGGAGCUGAGAGACGACAUCAAGGCCCACGACGAUGAAUUUAAGGAAGUGAUAGGCCUGGGCAAGCAGCUACUCACCACCAACCCCUCACUAGCUGACGUGGCCGACAAGAUCAAGAGUCUAGAGGCGGAGCAGAGGGCGAUCGACAAGGGAUGGAAAGAGAAGGACGAGUACCUAAAGCAGUGCGUACAGCUGCAGAGCUUCAACCGGGAGGCGGACCAGAUAGACGCAUCCAGUGGUGCACACGAGGCCUUCUUGGAGUACACCCAGUGUGGCUCGUCCGUGGACGAGGUGGAGGCGCUGCUGAAGCGGCAGGAGGAGCUGGAGGCGCGGCUGGGAGCUCAGGACGAGAGGCUGGCCGGCUUCGUGCAGCGCGCCACAGCGCUGGAGCACCAGCGCCCGCCCCACUACGCCGCACAGCACAUCGCCGCACGCCGCGCGGCCGUGGUGCAGCGGAGGGACGCGGUGCGGCGCGCAGCCGCCGAGCGCCGGCGCGCUUUGCUCGCCAGCCUGGCUCACCAGCAGUUUGUGGCGGCCUCUGAGGAGCUUCAGACCUGGAUUCAAGACAAAACUAGGACCGCCAAGGACCAAAGCUACAGGGAUCUGGCCAACUUGGAGAGGAAAUUGCAGAAGCACGAGGCGUUCGAGAGGGAGCUGCAGGCCAACGAGAAACAGCUUAGGAAUGUCGAGAGUAUUGGGCAGUCCCUGCAGAAGUCGGACCCCGCCCGCGCCGAGGAGGUGUCCCAUCGGCUGAAGGGUCUGCAGACCGCCUGGGAAGAGCUCGUCGCGGCCUCAAGGGACAAAGGCAGCAAGCUGAGGCAGGCAGCUCAGCAAAGACAGCACAGAAGGGCCGUGGAGGACGCCAAGGCGCGCCUCGUGGACCUGGAGCGGGCGCUGCGCAGCGAGGAGACCGGCGGGGACCUGCGCAGCUGCAAGCGCUUACUCAACCAGCAGCAGGCGUUCGAGCAGGAGCUGCAGCAGUGGGAGGCGCGCGCGGCCGCGCUGGCGGCGAUGGGCGCGGACCUCGUCUCCGGGGGCCACUUCGACAGCGCUGCCAUAGAGCGCGACAGCGCUGCGCUGCUGCAGGCGCUCGAGGCGCUGCGGCCGCGCGCGGCCAGUAGGCGCGCCGCGCUCGAGACCAGCAUGCGAUUCCACAAGUUCGCGGCCGAGGUGUCCGGCGAGCUGGACUGGCUGCAGGAGCGGCAGGCGGCCGCCGGCUCCGGCAGCCUGCCGGGCGACCUGCACGCCGCCCAGUCGGCGCAGAAGAAGCACGCCAAGCUGCGCGCGGAGCUGGUGGGGCGCAGGCCCCUCAUCGAGCGCGUUUUGGUCCAGGGCCGGGCGCUCGUCGAAGAGGACCACCCGCAGAAGGAGAAGAUCGAGCGGCUGUGCGGGGAGCUGGAGCGCGCGUACGGCGCGGUGUCGCGGGCGGCCGAGGAGCGCGCCUCCCGCCUGGAGGCGGCGCUGAGGGCGCAGCAGUUCAUGCACGAGGCGCUGGAGGUGGACUCCUGGCUGGCGGACAAGGCGGCCGCGCUGGCCUCGGCCGACGUGGGCCACGACCGCCACCGCGCCACGCAGCUGCUCACCAGGCACAAGGCGGUGGAGCUGGAGCUGGACACGUACGCGGCGAUCAUCGCGGAGAUGGGCCACGUGGCGAGCAGCAUGGGCCAGCCCGAGCUGGUGGAGAGGCACGCGCUGCUGGCGGGGAGCCUGCAGCGGCUGCAGACCCUCGCGCAGCAGCGCCAGGGCGCGCUCGUCGAGAGCGUCUGCAGGCAUGAAUAUCUCGCUGAGAGCGCAGAGUUGGAGAGCUGGAUACAGGAGCAGUACGCCGCCGCUUCCAGCGAGGACUACGGCCAGGACUACGAACAUCUUUUGAUCCUCCGUUCGAAGUUUGACGAGCUCCGCCACCGAGUGGAGAGCGGAGCGGAGAGGUUCAACCAGUGUGAGGAGCUGGCGAAGAAACUUCUUGCGUCCGACAGCCCAUAUAUAGCGGACAUCGAGCAGCGACAAGAGGCCUUGGGCGAGUCGUGGCAGCGGCUGGUGGAGCAGAUCGGGCAGCGCGCUCAGCGGCUGCACGCGGCGGGCGAAAUCCACCGGUUCCACCGCGACGCGGGCGAGCUGGUGGCGCGCGCGGCGGAGCGGGCCGCCCGGCUGGCCGCGCCCCCACCGCCGAGAGACCUGCGCGCCGCCGCCGCCCUGCUGCGCGACCACGACACGCAGGAGACUGACCUGCUGGCCGUCGACGCGCAGCUGCAGGUGCUGCAGGAGGAGGGCGCGCGCCUGCAGAGGCUCUGCCCCGGCGGCAACGAGCAGCAGAUCGCGCUCCGCCAGCGGGCGCUCGCGGACGCGUGGACCGAGCUGCGCACGGCGGCCGACCAGCGCCGCCGGCUGCUGCAGCAGCACCUGGAGCUGCACCAGUUCCUCUCCGAGGUGCGCGACGUGGCGAGCUGGUCGGCGGCGCUGCGCGGCGGCAUGGCGGGCGCGGCGCGCGCGCGCUCGGCCGCCGCGGCGCAGGCGCAGCGCGCGCACCACGACGCGCUGCGGGCCGAGAUCGACGCGCGCGACGACGGCUUCCGCGCCGCGCUCGACCGCGCGCAGCGGCUGCUGGACGCGGGCCACCCGGCCGCGCAGGAGAUCAACGAGCGGUGCGAGGCGCUGCUGGAGGAGCGCGCGCUGCUGCACGGCGCGUGGGCGGCCCGCCAGGUGGCGCUCGACCAGCUGCACGACCUGCACUGCUUCCUGCGCGACGCCAAGCAGCUGCACGAGCUCUGCGCCUCGCAGGAGGCGGCGCUGGGCACGGAGAUCUCGCCAACAUGCAGCGUAGAGGAAGUGGACAACCAGCUCAGGAAGCACGAGGCCUUCGAGAAGCUCCUCGCAACGCAGGACGAAAAACUAACGACCUUGAACAGCCACGGCGACAAACUGCUGCAGCAGAACCACGUGGAGAGCCAGCGCAUCGCUGACGAAUUGCAGGAGAUCAACGUCAGGAGGAAGAAGCUGUACGCGGCGGCGAGCGAGCGCCGCGCGCAGCUGGUGCAGGCGCGCGCGCGUGCGCAGUUCGCGCGCGACGCUGCGGAGGCGCGCGCCUGGGUGGCCGACAAGCUGGCGCAGCUGCCCGCGCACUCCGGCGAGGUGACCGACCUGGAGGACAAGAUCCGCAAGCUGAAGAAGCACCAGGCGUUCACGGCCGAGCUGGCCGCGCACCGCGCUCGUCUGCAGGAGCUGCAGCUGCUCGCCGCGCAGCUGGCGCCCGCGCCCGACGUGGCGCAGCAGCUGCAGCAGCUGCAGGACGACUGGCGCCUGCUGGAGACGGCGGCCGAGCAGCGCGGUCGUGGUCUGGAAGAGGCGCAGGACAUACUGGAGUUCAACCAACACCUAGACAAAAUCGAAGCCUGGAUCAGGGACAAAGAGAUGAUGGUCCAGGCGCACGAGCUGGGCAGAGACUACGAGCACUGCAGCGCGCUGCUGCGCAAGCUGGACGACCUGGACAGCGACAUGAAGGUGGACGACAAGCACGUGCGCGCCGUCUGUGCGUUGGCCGACCGCCUGCUCAAGCAGGGUCCGAGCGCGCAGGCCGACGGCGUGGCCGCGCGGCGGGACGCCGUGCUGGGGCGCUGGCGGGCGCUCAGCGGAGCCCUGCAGGCCUACAGGGACCGCCUCGACGCCGCGCUGCUGCUGCACUCCUUCAACAGGGACGUGGAGGAGACGGAGGAGCGCAUCGCGAAGAAGGCGGCGCUGUUCUCGAGCGCGGAGCGGGGCCGCGAGCUGGCCGCCGCCGAGGAGCUGCGCCGCCGCCACCUGGCGCGCUGGGCCGAGGCGGGCGCCGUGGCCGACCGGCUCGUGGCGCUGCGCAGCGACGGACGCAGCCUAGCUGCCAGCGCGGCGCAGAUCGAGGCCAGCCUGCAGAAGCUGGACUCUGCGUGGGACAAGCUGCAGCAGCUGGCGGCGAGCCGCACCGCUCUGCUCGACGACGCCAUCGCCCACCACAAGUUCGACGAGAGCCUCAAGGAACUGGAACUGUGGGUGUCGGAGACCGUCAAGCGGAUGGACAGCGCCGCACCGCCGGAGAGCGUGGUGGAGGCCCGGGCUCUGCUGGAGCUGCACCACGAGACCAAGGCGGAGAUCGACGGGAGAAAGAAGGCAAUAGCGUCCCUCCAGAAGGAGGCGGAGGCAGCUGACCAGCCGGAGAAGAUCCAGCGCGUCGCCAAUCUGGCCACGAGCCUCGACCAGGCCUGGCUGCAGAGGAAACAGUUCCUCACGCAGGCUCUCGAGCUGCAGCUGUUCGAAGAACAGGCUCAACAGACUGAAGACUGGCUGGCUUCCAAGGAGGCCUUCCUCAACAAUGACGACCUCGGGGAGAACCUGGACGCCGUGGAGGCGCUGAUCCGCAAGCAGGCGGAGUUCGCGAAGCUGCUGGAGUCGCAGCUGGGGCGCGUGGAGGAGGUGCGCGCCUUCGCCGAGGGCCUGCUCGAGGCGGGCCACGCCCACGCCGCCCACAUCGGGCGCCGCGUCGACCACCUGCUCGCCAGGACCAAGCGCCUCAAGGAGAGAUGCAGCGAGCGCGAAGCGAUACUGCUGCAGGCUCGGCAGUUGCAGCAGUUCCGACGCAACCUCGCCCACGAGAGGGAGUGGAUCGAGCUCAAGAUGCAGAUCGCCAACGACCAGAGCUACAGGGAGCUGUCCAACCUGCAGAGCAAGAUCCAGAAACACGCCGCGUUCGAGUCCGAGCUGGCCGCAAACAAGAAGCGAAUCGACGACGUAGCAAACACCGGGGAGGAGCUAAUCGAAGAGAAGCACUACGCGUCGCAGGAGAUCGCGCAGCACGUCGAAGACCUGGAGAACCUAUGGAGGGAGCUUCAGGCGGCUGCCAAGCUGCGACGCGAGCGGCUCCAGGAGGCGUACCAGGCGAGGGUUUACCUCCGAGGGCUGGACGACUUCACCGCCUGGCUGGACGACGUGGAGGCGCAGCUGCUCAGCGAGGACCACGGCAAGGACCUGACCUCGGUGACUGGUCUGCUGAAGAGGCACACGCGGCUGGAGCAGCAGGUGGCCAGCAAGGCCGACACGGCCGCUCAGCUCGAGGACACGGCGCGCCAGCUGGCCGACAACGGACACUUCAUGGCCGACGACAUCCUGCAGAGGGCCGACAGGGCUGUCACCAGGUACCGGCAGCUGCAGGAGCCGAUGCAGAUCCGGCGCGACAACCUGGAGGACGCCGCGCUGCUGCACCGCUGGCACCGCGACGCCGACGAGGAGUUCGACUGGUUGCUCCAGCGCGCGGGCCCGCUGGAGCAGGAGGACGCGCCGCUCGGCGACAGCCUGCCGGAGACGCAGGCGCUGCUCAAGGAGCACCAGGUGCUGGAGGCCGAGCUGCUGGCCAGGGAGCCGUCGGUGAAGGCGCUGGGCGCGCGCGCGACGGCCCUGUCGCGGCGCGGCCACUUCGCCGGCGGGGCGCUGGCGGCGCGCGCGGCCGAGCUGGCGCGCCGGCUGCAGGCGAUCGGCGCGGCGGGCGCGGUGCGAGGGAGACGGCUGCGCGCGCGCGAGGCGCUGCUCGCGCUGGCGGCGGAGGGCGCCGAGGCGGGCGGCUGGCUGGCGGCGCGCCGGCCGCCGCUCGCCGCCAGCGAGCUGGGCCGCGACGAGGAGGACGUGCUGGCGCUGGCGCGGCGGCUGGACGCGCAGCGGCGCGAGCUGCCCGCCUUCGACGCCACGCUCGCGCGCCUCGAGAAGGCGGCCGCUGCGGCGCUCGCCUCGCCCGAUCGGUCUCCCGAAGACGAAGAAGCGGUGAAGAAAAUGAUGGACGACCUAAAGAACACCUAUGAGGAGCUGAAACUGCUCGCGGCGAGGAGGCAGCAGCGCCUGCAGCAGAGCCUUAAAUACUUCAAGUUCGUCCAGGAGUGCGGCGAGGCGCAGGAGUGGAUCGGCGAGCAGAUGGCGGCUGCGGCCAGCGAGGAGUACGGCCUCGACGUGGAACACGUGGACACGCUGCAGCAGGCCUUCGACAACUUCAUGGCGCAGUUGCACGCCAACGAGGGCCGCAUCGAGGCAGUGUGCGAGGCGGGCAACGCCCUGCUGGAGGAGAACACGCCCGAAGCAGAUCGCGUGAGGCAGAGGAUCGACGACAUCCGGGGGCUGUGGGACGACCUCAAGGAGCUGGCAGUGGCUCGCCACGAGGCGCUGGCCGGGGCGCGGCAGGUGCACGAGUUCGACCGCGCCGCCGAGGAGACGGCCGCGUGGGUGGCCGAGAAGGAGGCCGCGCUGCAGCUGCACCGCCAGCGGCACCAGCUGCGCGCGCUCAGGGCCGACCUGCUCGCCAUCCGCGACGCGCAUCACCACCUCAAGGAGGAGGCCGAACGGUCCGUGCAUCUCAUCGACCCUCUGUUCCAAGCUUCGUCAGAAGAAGCGAACACGCUGGGCGCGGCGUUCCCCGACGCGCGCGAGCACGUGAGCGCCAAGCUGGAGGACGUGACCGAGGCGCUGGACGCGCUCACCGCCCACGCCGCCCACUGCGACCAGCAGCUCGAGCUGGCCGACCAGCUGCAGGCCUACUUCCACACCUACCAGGACCUGCUCGCGUGGACCAACGAGAUGGUGGCCAGGGUGACGGCGCCAGGGCUGGCCACCGACGUGGCAGGCGGCGAGCGGCUCCUCGCCCGCCACACAGAUCUGCGCGCAGAGAUCCAAGCCAAGGACGACGAUUUCCGCACCCUCUACGCAGACGGUGAGAAACUGGUCCGCGAGGGUCACUUUAUGGCGAACGAGAUCGAAGAACGGAUGGCCACCUUACGCUCCAGGAAGCAGGCCCUGGACUCGGCGUGGGAGGCCAGGGCCACGGUCUACGAGCAGCACCUCGACGCCCUCGUCUUCCUGCGGGACGCCGACACCCUGGAGCACUGGAUACUCACCAGGAUGCCGCUGGUGCGCGACGGCAAGUACGGCGAGAGCGUGGCGCAGACGGAGGAGCUGAUCAACCGGCACCGCGACCUCGAGGAGACCAUCGAGGCGCAGCGGGACAGGUUCGACGCGCUGCGCCGCAUCACGCUGAUUGAGCAAGCGUUCAAGCAGCAGCAGGACCAGGAGGAGGCCGCGAGGAAGAAGUACGCCGAGAAGCAGGAGGCCGAGCGGCUGCAGCAGUACAGGAGAAGGGAGAUGGAGAGGAUCACGGAAGAGCGCAGACGGGAGACGGCCCCGCCGGUGCAGCUGGUCAGAGAGGUGGAGCGGCUGGGCGCCAGCGGCUCGCCGCCCGCGUCCGCCCCGGCGGCGGGUUCGAAGCCGUCGGCCGCCUCGGAGGAGGAGACGCUCUCGCCGGCGCCGCACUUCGAGCGCCUGCCGCGCCCCGAGACGCACGUCAAGCGCGCAGAGAGCAUGAGCGUGGUGAAGACGCCGAAGCGCACGCCCUCGUUCACCACCCGCCGCCGCACGCAGAGCUUCCGCCGCCACCGCCACGAGAUGGACCACCUGCCGCCGGUCGAGAUCGAAGGGUACGUGGAGCGAAAGCAGGAGGCGGGCUGCGGCGGCGUGCGGGCGACGGUGCGCUCGUGGCGGAGCUACUACGCGGUGCUCUGCGGGCAGCUGCUCUGCUUCUUCCGCGACCAGAGCGACUUCGGCAGCGCCAAGGCGGCCGCGCCGCCGGUCGCCAUCCUGCACGCCCGCUGCGAGGUGGCGAGCGACUACACGAAGCGCGCGAACGUGUUCCGGCUGUCGUGCGCCGACGGGGCGGAGUACCUGUUCGCGUGCGGCUCCGCGCAGCUGAUGGCCGACUGGGUGGCCAAGCUGGCCUUCCACGCCGACCUGCCGCCGGAGCUGCAGCUGACGCCGUACAGCGCCGCCGCCGCCGCGGACGCCGACCGCCUCGCCACCGACGAGCUGAGGAGGCGGCUGCACGAGAACGCGUCGUCAUCAUCGUCGGCCGCCUCGACGCCGGAGCCGGCACGCAAACCGCGCAGCCAGGCCGAGAUACUCCACGAGCACAGGAUCUCACAGAACGCGGCUGCCACGGCUGCCACCGCUGCCACGACCGCCACCACUGUCACGACAACCACCACCACAGAGAGAAAUAUAGAAUCCGCGGUGCUGCCAUCGCUGCCACCGCGCCAGCCGCCCCAGCCACCGCAAGAUGAAGCGGCUGACAUCGUACUAAGGAACCAGACGGAGCGCAGCGGCAGCCCGUGGGGCCGGUCCCGCUUCUCCAACGGGCGGGACCUCAACGCAGAGUUCCUCCGCUCGCAGAGAGAGGUCGACGCGCCGCCGCCGCUGCCCGAGAGGGGCGAGAGGGGCGAGAGGGGCGAGCGCGGCGCGCAGCAGUCGGUCACCGCGCUGGUGAACAGCUACCAGCAGAAGAUGAGCAGGAGCUGGCAGGAGCGGCCCGCCGACCACAACAGGAACCCCGCGUGGCAGCACGAGCGCCAGAACAACAACUGGCAGCCGGUCGAGACCACCACGCACUUCUACUCGGCCAGCGAGCUCGCAUACGGCGAGGGCAGCGGCGGAACGCGGCCGGCGUCCGUGGCCGGCAGCGGCGGCUCCCCGGCCCUCGACCAGAGGCCAGCCUCCAGAUCCUCCGGGGAGUCGGAGUUAUCCGUUAGCAGCGUUACGAAGGACAAGAAGGACAAGAAAGGAGUUUUCGGGGGUCUGUUCAGCAGGAAGAAACGCCCCCAGAGUCACAUG
Molecule: messenger RNA, 12777 nt
Organism: Iphiclides podalirius (scarce swallowtail)
Lineage: Eukaryota; Metazoa; Arthropoda; Insecta; Lepidoptera; Papilionidae
Source: the annotation of a GenBank genome assembly